CCAACAUGAUUUGUCAUUCUUCUUUUUCCCAAAUGUUACCUACCUGGCAGUCCCCUUCUGUGAAGGCAGUUCCCCACAACCUAAGGCCACAAGGCAAGCUCUCCAAGUCUGUUGGAUUGCUUUCUCUUCCCACAUGAAGUUACAAAAAAAUAGUCCAGAUUGCCAUUCUCUGUCCAUCAAAUAAAUCCUUGUUGACCUCCUGGGCCAACUCACUCAGUGCCCUUUCACAAUUUUAUCUGUCCUGCUUACCGUCAUCUUGUUUACUUUUGAACCUUAUCUUUUACCACAGACCCGGUUAGCCUAUCAGCCUUUCUUUCCUUCCCCUUUCACACUGAAUGCUCUGUAGAGCCUCCAGUUUAGAGACUGGAAUUAAGAAACUAUACUAAACCAGUGCUGCCUGGCUUUUUUAAUAGAAAGACCUUCAAAGUUGACUGAACAUAAAAACUGGCUAGUUUGGAAAGGGACUUUGUAACUGGAAGAAUGUAAAAAUUCCCAAUGCCUUUUGUUAGUGAAUGAAUAAUGGGUGAAUGUGAAGAAGAAUAAAGAUGAAGGAGAGGGGCAAAUGGGGAAAAUCAUUUGGAGUUUUUAAAAAAGAUCACUUUCAUUAAUUCGCAUGCCAUGAAUGAAAAAUAGUCAAAUCAAAUCAACCUUAAGUCAAAUCUCCACGUAAUGUGUAUUUUAUUUUUAUCAGCUACAUUUUUAAAACAAUCACAAGCACCCUCUUACACACAAGACUUCUGGCUUAUGUGCAGUUAAAAUAUACACAUUACAUAGCUGUUCUGUAGCAGAGUCCUGUCGGGUACUUCCUGACUCCCAGCUUCAUCUCCCCAUUGCAGGAAAUCUGGUAGGGGCUCCUCCUACAUGUCCCCUCUCUGCUCUGUGCCUGGAAGCUCACAGAAGACUGUAAGCAGGGACAACUGCAGAGCUGACCUCGUUUUCUCCCCUUUUCUCAGGGAUCACUGUCCUUUACUGCCUGAUGUCCAGUGCCUUGAAAACCAUUCUUACAUAUAUUCUGUCCAGUUUCUUUUGUUUGUAUCAAAUGGGAUGGUGAAUUCAGCCCAUGGUCUUCCUUUGUGGUCAGAAGGGAAUCUUGAACUAGAUCUCUAACAGCUGGAAAAAUAAACCUCGUUGGAGCCCCAUUUCUUACCUAUACACUGAAUCAAUUAUAUUUCACACAUAGUAUGUAAUAUUGCUCUAUUAAGGGGAGAUGGCUAAAUCAUAUUCAGAUGUGUACAAGAAAAUAUCUCAUUGUCUUCUGGAAAAGACUUUUUCAGUGUCAGUUAAAGGGAAACUGUUAUCACAAGAUUACCUUAUCAAGAAUCAGGAAGUACAGUGAGAUCAGCAUUAGAUUUUGAAAAAUAUUGUUGUGAGUAGGAGACUAUAUAUAUUAGGUAUUCGAUUGGAGAACAGACUUGUCAGAAUUUUCUUGCUGCAUUAAUUUGCUCUAUUGAGCUUCUUUAUCAUUUAAUGUGAUACCAGCUUCUAACGGCAUGAACGCAACUACUUUACCACUAAGUACUCGCGUUACUCUAGCAUUUUUAAUGGGCUUACUAGCUUUUGCUAUAAUGCUAGGAAAUGCUGUAGUUAUUCUAGCUUUUGUGGUGGACAAAAAGCUUAGACAUCGAAGUAAUUACUUCUUCCUUAACUUGGCCAUUGCUGACUUCUUCGUUGGUAUGAUCUCCAUUCCUUUGUACAUCCCUCACAUGCUGUUUGGUUGGGAGUUUGGAAGUAGACUCUGUACCUUUUGGCUCAUUGUUGACUAUCUUUUGUGUACAGCAUCUGUGUAUAACAUUGUUCUCAUCAGCUAUGAUCGAUACCAGUCAGUCUCGAAUGCUGUAUCUUACAGAGCUCAGCACACUGGGAACUUGAAGAUCGUGGCUCUGAUGGUGGCUGUCUGGGUGCUGGCCUUCUUAGUUCAUGGGCCAAUAAUUCUAAUUUCAGAGUCUUGGAAGAAUUCCAGCUUGAGGAUCUUGGAGAAGGAUUGUGAACCUGGAUUCUUUACCCUAUGGUACAUCCUCGCCAUCUCGUCAUUCUUUGAAUUCGUGGUCCCAGUCUUUGCCGUGGCCUAUUUCAACGUGUACAUUUACUGGAGCCUGUGGAAACGUAGCAAUCUCAGUCGGUGGCAAAGCCAGCCCACACUCACUUCUCCUGUCUCUCCCAGUAACUGUGGGUCCUCACUCACGGGUAGACUGUUUCGAAGAACAUCUCUUCCGGAACCGAAGGAAACAGCAGCACCAUCUGCUCCUCUGAAAAGGCAUGAAAGAAAGGGCAGCCUCUUGUAUUCUUUAAGAGCCCAGAUGAAUAGCAGUAUAAUUGCUUCCAAAAUGGCUUCCCUCACCCAUUCUGAUUCACUCUGUCUUCACCAAAGGGAACAUAUUGAACUGCUCAGAGCCAGGAAAUUAGCCAAGUCACUGUCCAUUCUCUUAGGUGUUUUUGCCUUUUGUUGGGCUCCCUAUUCAUUGUUUACAAUCAUUCGUUCAGUUUACCCACUAGACCAGCGUCCUCACAUAGUUGGGUAUGAAAUCACAUUUUGGCUUCAAUGGCUCAAUUCCUUUGUCAAUCCUUUUCUGUAUCCCUUGUGUCACAAGCAUUUCCAGAAGGCUUUCUUGAAACUAUUUCCUAUGAAAAAGCAGUCCAUACCAUCACAGACUCGGUCAAUGUCCUCUUAAAGGUAAUUUUAUCCUUUAUAAAAAUUUUAGUCUUAAUCUCACCUCCAUGAAUUUGAUGUGACUU
Lutra lutra (Eurasian river otter) is the source of this 2733-nucleotide messenger RNA. It is a transcript of the gene HRH4, whose product is annotated as histamine receptor H4. Gene Ontology annotation, molecular function: histamine receptor activity. Gene Ontology annotation, biological process: positive regulation of cytosolic calcium ion concentration; inflammatory response; adenylate cyclase-activating adrenergic receptor signaling pathway. The record is from RefSeq and is a predicted model, not a curated record. Lineage: Eukaryota; Metazoa; Chordata; Mammalia; Carnivora; Mustelidae. The transcript is spliced from 3 exons. Gene Ontology annotation, cellular component: membrane. Bases 1491 to 2669 code for a protein of 392 amino acids.